AUGAUCCCCAACCAGCUGAAGGUCAGCUCUCCAGUUUCCAGGCAGGAAGAAGACAAAAUGGAUGGCAGGACUGGCUUUGAGCAGGACAGAGGCCAUGCCAGUUCAGGGCAUGGCCAGGGGCUGAAUUCGGAGCCCUAUUUCCAGACUGACUCUCUCUUGCCUUCCUCCAAUGCAUCCCUCAUAUCACAGUUCCUCAGCCACCCGAUGUUUGGCAGGAGCCUGGAUUCCACCAUCCUUUUCCCUUCCUCUCAGGCAGUUUCCCUGCCUCAGGACAAGUGUGGUGCAUCUCCUGGAGAAGGAGCACAAGCCCUGGCUUUCCCCAGGACCCGUGCCUCGGCUCCCAUGCCCUGUGCUGGUGAUGGGGACCAGCUCUCCAACCAGCACCUACGAGCCAAGAGGGCCAGGGUGGAGAGCAUCAUCCAAGGCAUAAGCCUCCCACCAACCCCUCAGGCAUUUGACACUAGCCUGGAGGCAGCUUUUAGGCAUGAGAGGGAGAGAGGUAGUGAGAUACCCCCGGAAAACAAGAGGAAGCCGAGGGUGCCCCAGCAGGGCCUGGGGGUGGCUGGACGAGUGGCCCCCAUGGGUGGCAGCUCCCAUGCCAAGGGCUGCCAGCAGCUGAAGGAGCAGCUCUGCUUUUUAGAGCAGCAGCUGAGGCGGCUUCAGGAAAAGUUCUACCAGGUCUAUGACUCUGCGGAUGCUGCUCAAACCCAGGAAGAUUCCGAGAAAGUGCAGCCGCUUCCUGAAAGGCCUAGAGACAGACUGGAUAAGGACAGUGCCACUGUCACCAGCAACCCCUGCAAAGCACCUCUCUGGAGGAGCAUCCUGGAGGUGUGUGGGCUGGAGGAGGACGAGGACAAAUGUGAUGCAGGUGGCCUGCCCAUGGCAGUGAGGGUCCUCUCGCAGGCACUGAAGCAUGAGCUGGCCGGGGUAACGUCCCAGGUGGUAGACUCUGUCCUGAAGACUGUCUGGCCGAAGGCAGCCAGCCACCUCCAGCAGCAGCACAACAGCUGCCUGGUGCUGAGGCCAGAUGCCAGGAGAGAGUAUUUUACUGGUGGGAAAUGCAGAAAGCCACUUGCUAAGCCAUCUCCCAUGAAUGCACCGGGCUCACUGGGCUCAGCUCAGGCUAAAGUCCUGCCAGGAACUUUGGAGAAGAGCCCGGGCUCUCAUGCUGGCUCCUUCAGUUCAAAGGGCAUCAGAAAAUCCUCUCAGAUACCCAGCAUGGGUUAUUCACUGGGCCCGGUCACCCCUGUCCAGGACAGCCAGCUGUUGAGCCAGCUGUUGGACUAUGGCCAGCACAGCCUCUGGGGCACCGACUCUCGUGGGAGCCCAUCUGCUCUGGAGAGGUGUCCUCCAGAGCCCCUCAGCUUACACUGGGGAACCGUCAAACUGAGGUCAUCGGUUGUGAGACAGCAGCAGCACCAUCCCCUGCCCCUGAGCCCUGCCAACAUGGAGAGUCUGGCACUGCUGCCGGCUGGCAGGGAUGGCCACAGCGACCUGCCAGCUGCGAUGGAUGGAGCACCCUUUGCCUCGACUCAGAUGCAGGAGGCGCUGACCCCUGGCCACCUGAAGAAGGCCAAGCUGAUGUUUUUCUUCACUCGCUACCCCAGCUCCACUCUGCUGAAGACCUACUUCCUUGAUGUGCAGUUCAGCCGCUGCAUUACCUCCCAGCUCAUCAAGUGGUUCAGCAACUUCCGUGAGUUUUACUACAUCCAGGUGGAGAAGUUUGCCCGACAGGCCCUGCUAGAGGGUGUUGCGGAUGCUUGCACCCUCCAGGUCUCCCGCGACUCAGAGCUUUUCCGUGCCCUUAACAUGCACUAUAACAAGGGGAACGACUUUGAGGUGCCAGGGCGGUUCCUGGAGGUGGCCAGUCUGACGCUGCAGGAGUUCUUCAGUGCUGUCAGGGCGGGCAAGGAUGCCGACCCCUCCUGGAAGAAACCUAUUUACAAAAUCAUUUCUAAACUGGACAGCGACAUCCCGGAAGGGUUCAAAGCUGCUGGCUGCUCCCAGGAACUGCUCCGCAGCUGAGUCUCUGUGAAAGCAGCCCCAGGUCCUGUGUGCAGCCAUCAUGUGUUUAGUACCUCAUGGGCACUGUGCACAGCAUACAUUAUUCAGAGUACU
This is a messenger RNA of Pipra filicauda (Wire-tailed manakin), 2118 nucleotides long. RefSeq names its product prospero homeobox 2 (gene PROX2). Lineage: Eukaryota; Metazoa; Chordata; Aves; Passeriformes; Pipridae. Gene Ontology annotation, cellular component: nucleus. Gene Ontology annotation, biological process: regulation of transcription by RNA polymerase II. The record is from RefSeq and is a predicted model, not a curated record. Gene Ontology annotation, molecular function: DNA-binding transcription factor activity, RNA polymerase II-specific; RNA polymerase II cis-regulatory region sequence-specific DNA binding. Bases 1 to 2025 code for a protein of 674 amino acids. The transcript has 4 exons.